This is a messenger RNA of Akanthomyces muscarius, 2949 nucleotides long. RefSeq lists its product as uncharacterized. Gene Ontology annotation, cellular component: MutLalpha complex. Gene Ontology annotation, molecular function: ATP binding; mismatched DNA binding; ATP hydrolysis activity. The transcript has 4 exons. Gene Ontology annotation, biological process: mismatch repair. The record is from RefSeq and is a predicted model, not a curated record. NCBI's taxonomy places the organism in Eukaryota, Fungi, Ascomycota, Sordariomycetes, Hypocreales, Cordycipitaceae. Bases 1 to 2949 code for a protein of 982 amino acids.
AUGGCCACCAUCAAGCAAAUCGAUGGCCGGAGUGUCCAUCAAAUCCAAUCUGGCCAAGUCAUCGUCGAUUUGUGUUCUGUCGUAAAAGAAUUGGUCGAAAACAGUGUCGAUGCUGGCGCCACCACUAUCGAUGUUAGAUUCAAGAACCAGGGCUUAGACUCCAUCGAGAUCCAAGAUAAUGGUUCCGGUAUCUCGCCAGCCAAUUAUGAGUCUGUGGCACUAAAGCACCAUACCUCGAAGCUAUCAACGUACUCGGAUAUUGCCAGCCUUCACACAUUUGGCUUUAGAGGAGAAGCGCUGGCGUCAUUAUGCGCAUUGUCUACCGUCACAAUAACUACUUGUCUCGCCCAAGAUGCACCCAAAGGUACUAAGCUUACAUUUGAAGCAUCUGGAAAGCUCAAGUCCACCUCCGUUCUCGCUGCCCAAAGAGGAACCACGGUUGCCAUCGACACGCUGUUUCAUAACUUGCCAGUUCGUCGACGGGAACUAGAGCGCAACGUCAAACGAGAAUGGCAUAAAGUCAUUGCGCUGCUCAACCAGUAUGCGUGUAUCCUGACGCAGCUCAAAUUCUCCGUCUCGCAGCAGCCAACCAAGGGCAAGCGAAUUCUGCUCUUUUCAACCAAGGGAAACCAGACAACCAAAGACAACAUCAUCAACAUUUUUGGUGCCAAGACAAUGACAGCUUUAGUAGCUCUGGACUUGAAACUGGAAAUUGUACCGACCACAUCUUCUCUCAACUUGAGCACGACCGAGGCCGAUGCCUCGAAAGAAAUUCAAGUCCUUGGCCAUGUUUCUCGGCCCGUCCAUGGAGAAGGCAGGCAGACUCCGGACAGGCAAAUGUUUUUCGUCAAUGGGCGGCCGUGCGGGCUCCCCCAGUUUGCAAAGACUUUCAACGAAGUCUACAAGUCCUAUAAUUAUUCGCAGUCGCCCUUCAUAUUCGCAGACAUCCGCCUGGACACCAACAUGUACGAUGUAAAUGUCAGUCCAGACAAACGCAGCAUCCUCCUUCACGACCAAAAUCAUCUGCUAGACAGGCUACGCUCCGCCCUUGUUGAGCUGUUUGACCAACACGACUACACCAUACCGGUUGCACAAGCGUUUUCUACCCUCAGACGGUCCACCUCCAAAUCCACGACUCCUGCAGAUACUUCUCCCGCGCCCACGCCAGCCCCCAAACAACAGAAUCAGCGCGAAGAGGCGGAUGUGUCUGACGUAUCAGCUGCAGAUGACCACUCCCAAUCGUCUGAUGAAGAACCAGAACCAGCCAAAACAGUAAAAUCCCCUGUCCACGCGACACGCAACACUGGCGCUCAAAGUUUGAUAAGUCGAUGGGCGUCCAACUCAACGAGCUCGCCCGCGGCCAAGAUACAGGUUGCGACCCCACAGACCAGCAUCAGUGCCAGGUUUGGCAGACACAGUGGCGAAGUGUCGGAAAGCGCCAAAGAUAUUCGAGUACGCGAUUUUAACGAACGAUUGGCGGAACAAGCAGCAACUGCCCCGGCCGUACCGAUCCCGCCGAUAGAAGAUGGCGGUGACGCAGAAGACCUAUAUUCUGCUUCUCCAGAAGCCUCUCCUGAGCCGCCUAUACCAGCUACACAGCCAAUGAGACUAGUGAACGAUGCACCACGAACAAGAAAUCCGCGAAGCCUUAAACGGGCCGUCACGGAGACAAUCACAGUCACCAUUGGUGAUUCACCGCGAAGAAAUAUUAUCCUCUCUCCGUCCAAGAGGCGAAAGACGGAAAGCAUAGCAAGUGAGGAUGAUGACAAUGACGACGAAGCUAUGUUAUCUGAAAAUGAAGAUACUCACCGAAUUGCGUCGGCAGAAAGACAUGGCAGAGAGCUUUUACAAUCGCAGGAUAGCGAGGAGGAAGAGGAAUACUCUGAGCCUGAAUCGGAACAGAGGGUGGAGCCCCAGCUGGAACUCGAACAGAAUGAGGCAGUGGAUGUAUCCGUGCAGGGGGCUGAAGACGGCGUGGCGUCUGAUGCUGAAGAGGAGGGCCCAGGAAGAGACCUUGACGAGGCAGAAGUGGCUAACAAUGGCGAGGCUGUUGACGAGAUCCUUGAAAAGGAGCCAUCUGCAGCAGACUUGAAACGAACCACUCUAUUUCAGCCGACAUCGCGUCGGAAGGAGAGCACCCUGUCUUUGGCACAGCGGCUGAAUGUGGACCUGGAGUUGCUCCGUGUUCAUACCGACAACUACAGGACCAAUGCCCUGAGAACGUCAUCCGCAAACGCCGACUUGGACUCCGUACAAGACAUAAGCGCCGCAGACGCCGAGUCGAGGCUGCAACUCAUCAUCUCCAAAGGAGAUUUCGGCAAGAUGCGCGUCGCCGGGCAGUUCAAUAUGGGAUUCAUCAUUGCUGUCCGCCCGCGCGCCUCGAAAUCACCGGCUAGCAGCGGAGACGAUGCUUCCGCCGGCAGCGACGAGCUCUUCAUCAUCGACCAGCACGCCUCGGACGAAAAGUACAACUUUGAACGGCUGCAGAGCGCCACCGUCGUGCAGUCGCAGCGCCUGGUCCACCCCAAGACGCUCGAGCUGACGGCGCUCGAGGAGGAGAUUGUCAUGGAGAACCUGCCGGCCAUCGAGGCCAACGGCUUCAAGAUCCUCGUCGACACGUCGGGCGACACCCCCGUCGGCAGUCGCUGCAUGCUGACCGCGCUGCCACUCAGCCGCGAGACGGCGUUUAGCCUCGAGGACCUCGAGGAGCUCAUCGCCAUCCUCGGUGACGCCGGCGGCGGCAGCGACGGGCAGAUCCCGCGCCCCGCCAAGAUGUACGGGCUCGUGCGCCACAUGGGCGAGCUCGACAAGCCGUGGAACUGCCCGCACGGCCGGCCGACGAUGCGCCACCUCUGCCGGCUGCAGGCGUGGGACGAGCAGGGCUGGAAGGGCGACGCGGGGCUGACCUCGACGGCGCGUUGGCAGUCGUUUGCACAAGAGGAAGAUUGA